Hypanus sabinus (Atlantic stingray) is the source of this 720-nucleotide messenger RNA. It is a transcript of the gene pmch, whose product is annotated as pro-melanin-concentrating hormone. NCBI's taxonomy places the organism in Eukaryota, Metazoa, Chordata, Chondrichthyes, Myliobatiformes, Dasyatidae. The transcript is spliced from 4 exons. The record is from RefSeq and is a predicted model, not a curated record. Gene Ontology annotation, biological process: chemical synaptic transmission; behavior. Gene Ontology annotation, molecular function: type 1 melanin-concentrating hormone receptor binding; melanin-concentrating hormone activity. Bases 106 to 633 code for a protein of 175 amino acids.
UCCUGAGCCUGCCGCCCAUCACUCCUGGGUGAGUCGGUGCCCACAACCAUUGUGACAGAGAGAGUCAGACUUGGGUCCAGUCCUGCAAGCACGCACCAUAACAGAAUGACUCUGCUAAUAAUGGACCCAGCAGAGUCCUACUGCGUUGGAGAGACUGACUGCUCUGCUUUCUCUGUCCGAAACAUGGAACAGCCAGAAGAAAGCAGUGUACCCCAGAGAGGCUUUGGCCGGGAGAUGGUGGUGCCUGUUGGGAAUCUUCUGAAGAAAGGAAGACCUUCAGACUCAUUCAAUACUGACCAGCGUCUUCAGCCAGGCCAGCUCGACCCAAACCACGUUGGCAUUCCCGAUCUGAGUUUCAAGAUGUAUCCUGAAACCUUUGAGCAACCUUUCGAAUUCCAGAAAUUCCUGAAACCACCUCUGGUCUUUAGAUUGAUGAAAGGGCCACCUGAUUUCUUGGCCAAGAGAACAGAAAGCUCACAUCUGUCUAACCAAGCAGAACUGUCUGAUCUGCCAGAGGUGCACAGAGAACAUGGAGAUGAAGAAAAUGGGGUUGUGUUUCCCAUGGGGAGGAGAAAUUUUGAUGUUCUCCGCUGUAUGCUGGGACGUGUGUACCGACCUUGCUGGCAAAACUGACCACCACGUUAAUGGCACGCAGGGAAACUCAACACAACUUUCAUUCUUGCUUCGCUCCAAGUGGCCAUCGUCAUUCAUCUGUGCUCC